Triplophysa rosa is the source of this 3320-nucleotide messenger RNA. Its product is annotated as NAD(P) transhydrogenase, mitochondrial-like. The transcript is spliced from 21 exons. The coding region runs from base 107 to 3316 and encodes 1069 amino acids. Gene Ontology annotation, biological process: NADPH regeneration; proton transmembrane transport. Gene Ontology annotation, molecular function: NAD binding; NADP binding. Lineage: Eukaryota; Metazoa; Chordata; Actinopteri; Cypriniformes; Nemacheilidae. Gene Ontology annotation, cellular component: mitochondrial inner membrane. The record is from RefSeq and is a predicted model, not a curated record.
GUCACCCUGCGGGCCGGCGGCGCUCUGAGUCCAGCUGCACUGCUGCAGGAACAUGUGUGUGAGAAUCUGACAGUGUGUGUCGUGUUCCUCAGGAUCCGUCUGAAUCAUGUCCUGCCUGCUGCGCUGCUCUUCCGCGGCCCUGCGGAGGACACCGGGGACCAGAUUCUUCCAGACGUUCCCUGCUCUGUGUGAUCAACAGACUCAGAAAGGCAUACGAUAUAAAGACGUCCUGGUAGGCGUUCCUAAAGAGAUCUUCCAGAAUGAGCGUCGGGUGGCGGUGUCGCCGGCGGGCGUUGAGACGCUGGUCAAGCAGGGCUUCAGGGUGCAGGUGGAGUCCGGCGCCGGACGGGAAGCCAAGUUCUCUGACGAUCAGUACCGGGCCGCAGGAGCUCAGAUCACAGACACAAAGGGAGCGCUGGGAUCAGAUCUGGUCCUGAAGGUCCGAGGGCCGGUCUUUAACGAAGCGCUGCGAGUACACGAGGCCGAACUGCUGAAGCCCACAUCUACACUGGUGAGUUUCAUCUAUCCGGCACAGAACUCCGAGCUCAUGGACAGACUGGCCAAACGGCAGUGUACUGUACUCGCUAUGGAUCAGGUGCCCCGGGUCACCAUCGCCCAGGGUUACGACGCCCUCAGCUCCAUGGCCAACAUCGCAGGGUAUAAAGCUGUGGUUCUCGCAGCGAAUCACUUCGGACGCUUUUUCACUGGUCAGAUCACAGCAGCUGGGAAAGUUCCUCCGGCUAAGGUGCUGGUGAUCGGUGGAGGUGUGGCUGGUCUGGCCGCAGCAGGUGCAGCUAAAUCAAUGGGAGCUAUAGUCAGAGGAUUUGACACCAGACCCGCAGCACUGGAGCAGUUUAAAUCGUUCGGGGCCGAGCCGCUGGUGGUGGAAAUCAAAGAGUCGGGUGAAGGGGUCGGGGGUUACGCCAAAGAAAUGUCCAAAGAGUUUCUGGAGGCGGAGAUGGAGCUGUUCUCCAAACAGUGUAAAGAUGUGGACAUCAUCAUCAGCACUGCUCUUAUACCCGGUAAAAAAGCUCCGGUCCUCAUCAAGCGGGAGAUGGUGGACACGAUGCGUGAUGGGUCGGUGGUGGUGGAUUUAGCCGCAGAAGCCGGAGGAAACAUCCAAACCACUAAACCUGGAGAGCUGUACAUCCAUCAGGGUGUGACACACAUCGGCUUCACUGACCUGCCCAGUCAGAUGCCCACACAGUCCAGUUCUCUCUACUCCAACAACAUCAUUAAAAUCCUGAAGGCCAUCAGUCCGGAUAAAGAACACUUUCACUUUCAGCCCGUGGAUGAGUUUGAUUACGGGACGCUGGAUCAUGUGAUCAGAGGAACUGUGGUCAUGAAGGAUGGAAAGAAUCUUUUCCCUUCCCCUCUGCCAAAGACUGCACCGCCACCUGCACCCGCUAAACACAAGACUGUCGCCGAGCUGGAAGCUGAGAGACGAGUGGAAAUCUCUCCCUUUAAACGCACCAUGACAUCAGCGGGCGUCUAUACGGCAGGUCUGGCGUCUGUGUUGGGUUUGGGUGUUGUUUCUCCUAACGCUGCCUUCACUCAGAUGGUGACGACCUUUGGUCUUGCUGGAAUUGUGGGAUAUCACACGGUGUGGGGUGUGACACCUGCACUCCACUCGCCACUCAUGUCAGUGACCAACGCCAUCUCAGGUCUGACAGCGGUGGGUGGUCUGGUGCUGAUGGGCGGAGCUUUGACCCCCUCAUCUGUGCCUGAAACUCUGGCUCUGCUCGCAGCGUUUGUUUCCUCCAUCAACAUCGCAGGGGGUUUCCUGAUCACUCAGAGGAUGUUAGACAUGUUCAAGAGGCCGACUGACCCUCUGGAGUACAACUAUCUCUACUCUAUACCCGGACUGGCUUUUGUGGGUGGUUACGGGGUGUCUGUCGCCGGCGGUUACAGCAUCGAGCAGAUGAUGUACCUGGGCUCAGGUUUGUGUUGUGUUGGUGCUCUUGCUGGGCUCUCCGCUCAGGGCACCAGCCGGCUGGGAAAUGCUCUGGGUAUGAUGGGGGUGGCGGGGGGAAUUGCAGCUACACUGGGUGCUCUGAAACCCUCCCCAGAACUCCUCUCACAGAUGUCUCUCGCCAUGGCGACGGGAGGAACACUGGGUCUGACUAUUGCCAAACGCAUCGAGAUCACAGAUCUGCCUCAGCUGGUGGCUGCCUUUCACAGUCUGGUGGGUCUGGCUGCCGUUCUCACCUGCAUCGCUGAGUUCAUGAUCGAAUAUCCGCACCUGGACGUCCACCCGGCGGCACACAUGCUGAAGAUCGUGGCUUACCUGGGCACUUACAUCGGCGGCGUGACCUUCAGUGGAUCUCUGGUUGCUUACGGCAAACUGCAGGGGGUCUUGGACUCGGCUCCUUUGCUCCUGCCAGGGCGUCACAUGUUAAACGCGGGUCUGAUGGCGGCGUCUGUGGGGGGGAUGGUGCCCUUCAUGCUGACUGACAGUUUUAACACAGGCAUGGGUUGUCUGCUGGGUGUGUCCGGUCUCUCUACUGUCAUGGGCGUUACGCUCACAGCAGCAAUAGGAGGAGCAGAUAUGCCAGUGGUCAUCACGGUGUUGAACAGUUACUCUGGCUGGGCGUUGUGUGCUGAAGGCUUCCUGUUGGAAAAUAACCUCAUGACCAUUGUUGGCGCUCUGAUUGGCUCAUCUGGUGCAAUCCUUUCUUACAUCAUGUGUGUGGCCAUGAAUCGUUCUCUUCCAAACGUCAUUCUGGGUGGAUAUGGAACGUCCUCCACCGCAGGCGGGAAGCCCAUGGAGAUCACCGGCACACACACUGAAGUCAAUGUGGAUCAGUCCAUUGAAAUGAUUAAAGAAGCCAACAGCAUCAUCAUAACACCAGGCUGGGGUUUGUGUGCAGCGAAGGCGCAGUAUCCCAUCGCUGACAUGGUGAAGAUGUUGAGAGAACAGGGCAAGACAGUCAGGUUUGGGAUUCAUCCGGUGGCGGGUCGCAUGCCCGGGCAACUCAACGUCCUAUUGGCUGAAGCUGGAGUCCCAUAUGAUGUGGUUCUGGAGAUGGACGAGAUCAAUGAAGAUUUCCCCGAAACUGACCUGGCGCUCGUGAUCGGAGCCAACGACACGGUCAACUCUGCGGCACAGGAAGAUCCCAAUUCAAUCAUCGCCGGGAUGCCCGUGCUGGAAGUGUGGAAGUCCAAACAGGUGAUUGUCAUGAAGCGAACUCUUGGUGUGGGAUACGCAGCAGUUGAUAACCCCAUCUUCUACAAACCCAACACUGCAAUGCUGCUGGGAGACGCCAAGAAGACCUGCGACAGUUUACAGGCCAAAAUAAGAGAGGCCAAUUACUGAUUCA